Orussus abietinus is the source of this 5513-nucleotide messenger RNA. Its product is annotated as E3 ubiquitin-protein ligase AMFR. The transcript is spliced from 9 exons. The record is from RefSeq and is a predicted model, not a curated record. Gene Ontology annotation, biological process: protein K48-linked ubiquitination; ubiquitin-dependent protein catabolic process; endoplasmic reticulum unfolded protein response. Lineage: Eukaryota; Metazoa; Arthropoda; Insecta; Hymenoptera; Orussidae. Gene Ontology annotation, molecular function: ubiquitin protein ligase activity; ubiquitin binding. The coding region runs from base 709 to 2496 and encodes 595 amino acids. Gene Ontology annotation, cellular component: cytosol; ubiquitin ligase complex; endoplasmic reticulum.
ACGCCGCAUCGAUAGUUCUCCGAGGUCCCGCGACGACCGUUCAUUCGUGCACGUCCGUGCCGCGAGUGCCAGUCGCGAGUGUAGUCAAAGGUGCGUUCGUAUCCAGUGCGUCGCGUCAAAGGGUUUCAUCGUGCGCCCAACCGCGGGCCUCCUGGCUUUGAUCUCGCCGGCGUCGCGCCGCGUUUCUCGGAGACUCGGACGCCGCGCGUAGCGGCGAGGAGCGCGCGCGUCACCGUCCACACCUCCGAGGCGAUAAACACCACACGCGACCAAAAUAAACCGGGAGGCACAGAUUUUUGGCGAGCUGCUCGACCGCCGCCGGCAACGGCCACCCCCGGGGCCGCGGCUUUCCCCGAGAAUUGGCGCAAAUGUGCGCCGAGUCGGCCGAGCGCGUCGACGACCACGUCGGCCGCCUUCUGACGGGUGGUGACAGUCGAACCUUCUCCGUGCCCGAAGGAAACCGAAAUCCGCCGCGUCCGGUCGGUGAGGCUAUGUGCCGCACUUGAGGACCGCCCGCGACACCCUCAGCCGGACUCUCCGCCGAGAACAGGCCUUCCCGAGCCCUUUCGAGACGUCUCACCUCGGCCCUAGACGUACUUCUUCGUCGUCGAGUUUCUACGGCGUGCAGUAGGAGCUACUUCCACCGGGCGGACAUUGGACAUCUCUUGGGAGGCCUUUUCGGGCUAAGAAGCAAAAAUUGAGCGGAACAUGCCGAUGGUGUUCCUGGACCGGUUGCCGGUCCCGAGUCUUCGCGUCUACACGACCAUCAGUGUCGCGAUUCUCUCCUGCUCGGUCUACUAUGCCGCACAGAUAGUGAAGGACCCGGCAUGGCGGACAAAUCACACGAGCAUCGCCGUUCCCGGAGACAACGUCACCGGGAACGGCACGGCAACCGAUCCAAGGACCUUCGCCGUGCACCUGAAGGAGCUCCUGGCCUGCAUGGUCCAGGAGCCGGGAUGCAUCUGGACCCUUAUCAACAUGGCGUACUGCGUGCUGAUCUUGCUGGGCAAGUCCAUCCAGAAGCUCGUCUUUGGCGAGCUCCGCGUCUCCGAGAGGCAGCAUCUUAAGGAUAAAUUCUGGAAUUUCAUCUUCUACAAGUUCAUCUUCGUCUUCGGGGUCCUCAACGUGCAGUACAUGGACGAGGUGGUCUUAUGGUGUGCCUGGUUCACGGCUCUGGGCUUCCUGAGCCUCCUGAGCCAGCUUUGCAAGGAUCGAUUCGAAUACCUUUCCUUCUCGCCGACGACGCCAGGGUGGAGUCACGCUCGUCUUCUGGGACUCCUCACCGCCAUUCUUGCGCUCUCCUCCUUCAUGCUGCUCCUCUGCUUCGCCGCGGCCUUCUUCUUCGUGUCCUUCAACACGUUCGCCUUCAUGGCGGCCGAGUGCAUACUCCUGGGAGUGCGGACGAUCCACGUGAUGCUGCGAUACGCCAUACACCUGUACGACACACGUGGAGCGGGCACCUCGUCGCCAAGGUCCUGGGACAAACGCGGAUCUUUGGCUUAUUACACCGAAUUGGCCUCCGAGCUGACCGUUUUGGCGGUGGACCUGCUUCAUCACAUCCACAUGCUGCUGUGGAGCAACAUCUUCCUCAGCAUGGCUUCCCUCGUAAUCUGCAUGCAGCUGAGGUACCUCUUCCACGAGAUACAGCGCAGGAUAACGAAGCACAGGAAUUACCUGGCCGUGCUGAACCACAUGGAACAGAACUACCCCAUGGCAUCGGCGGAAGAGCUCGCGGAGAACUCGGACAACUGCGCCAUUUGCUGGGAGAAGAUGGACUCGGCCCGGAAGCUGCCUUGCGGUCACCUCUUCCACAAUUCCUGCCUGCAGUCUUGGCUCGAGCAGGACACCUCCUGUCCGACUUGCCGACAGGCCUUGAGCAUGCAGGCCAACCACAGGGAGAGCACCCCGGAGAUACCGCCGGAAACCCAGCCCCCAGCUAGGAGGAACGAGAAUCACUUCUUCCACUUCGACGGCUCCAGAUACGUGGCCUGGUUGCCGAGUUUUUCGGUCGAGGUCACGCAUAAUCGACCUCGGGCCGACAUCCUUACCCUGGCGCACAGCAAUUCCCAGCUGGACGCCAUGGCCAGACAGGUGCAGCAGCUGUUCCCGCAUUACCCCAGGAACAUCGUCCUGGAGGACCUCAGGGUCACCAGGUCGGUCGAGCUGACCAUCGAGAACAUCCUGGACGGCAGGUUGACCCUGCCUUAUCAUCUUAUCGAGGAGCCGGAAGCGGAACCAGUGUCGAGAACGCAGACCACCACCACCCACGUUUGGCCCAGUCCGUUGACCCAAAACUCCUGGGACUUGAGCGGAGAGGAGCCCUCCAGCCUCGGCGGACGUUUCUCGAAGUCCUCGGCGGAAAGGGAGCGCAUCCUUCGACGCCGGAAGGAGCACAUGCUGCUGACGGCUCGCCGGAAGUACCUCGAGAAGCACCGGAAGUCGGAAUCCGAGCCCGCGGUCCCGUCCCCGAGGAGGACGAUCGAGUCCACUUCUUAGAGGAGCAUUUAUUAGACGGGCGAUCCGUUAAUGGCUGGGUCCCACGACUUAAUAAUUAAGUAAGACUUAAUAGUAAGAGCUGUCGCUCAGCUGUGACGCUUACGGAGAGAACUCUGCUCUCGGGAGUCUGGGGCUCCAUCGAGACGUGGACGAACGUCAGUGACGAAGAGCACCCGGCCCUUAGACUCAUCCUGGGGGCGAUUUCUAUUUUGCGGGGGAGGCACGCGGUGCAACGUAGGCGCGCCGUUUUAGCGCAUCCGUCAGCUAUGCUUUACGUCGACGCAAAAUAUGAAUUACGAGCGAGCUAGCCGAAAGCACGGCCGACCCGACUCGUGUUUUCGGCCGAUCGUUCUUUCCGUGCACCGGUGACACCGAAGUAACGUCAAUGUAUGGUCGGCCGUCGAUAAAAACGUAUCAGCGUCGAAUGGUCGAGCGGUAUAAUCCGGAUUACCAAGUGGUCCAAUCCGUACCUACCGUACCGUUGAUAACGCGAUAACGGCGACACGGCGUUAACGCGUCAUCGAUUAUAGUCGACCUCGACGCUGGGGGAAAACGCCGAAUGCUAACCGAAAGAACGGCAAAAUGCGCACCGUGCUUUCGAGUUAUCCUAAAGGCGAUAUUCUUACCCUUGCCGCACAGGGAUAUUAAGCGAUGACGCUUUUGAGGUUGCAGGAUCGUCGACAUUCGUAGCGUGACGACGAAAGUCGUUGCAGAGGCCUGGGAAAAUCCCGUUUUGUUUUUUUCUUUUGUGGAAUCUACUUUUAGGUUGCUUCUUUUUUUUUUUUUUGAUGAGCAAUAGGCCGCGAGAUGCGCGAGACUACCUAUUAUUAUUUAGUUUUAUCUUGUCAGAGAGAUGUCAGGCGAUUGGGACGGAUGUCAUGUCCAUCUCCGUUGUGAUUUUGUCACCAGGCCCUGAAGUCCUGCGAAUAGAUGUCCUCUGCGACUGUCGAAAGUCCGUAAAAAAUAUCCCAUUGUUGCGGUAAGCAUCUCGGAGAGACAUUGAGUUACGGAGGUGUAUCGGGCACGCGAAAGCACGAUAGCUGGAAGAGGAAUGAAUCGAGACGCGGAGGGGAAAGGGCGGCUGUGUCUUUUACAGGAAGUUUUACUUAAACCAGUGGCAAAUCUCAAGUAGGACGUUUGUAAUCGUAUUUAGGCGAACGAACCGAUGAGCGGUCGCAUCGAGAGGGACUUUGGGGUGUCGGAAAUAAAAAGUCGUGACCACUUGGGGUCUCCCUCCGUGAUGUCGGCAGGAUUUUAUUUUAGCAUAAUGUCUGUCAGCCGAUUUACCGUCUAAUCGUCAUCGACGUGUCCCGGGGCUGGAAAGGGGAAAGAAGGAGGAAAAUAAGCAACGCGUCGCCGCGAGUCCAUCCCUUUGACCGAUCGUUUAUCGCGUCUCCAAUUGUCGUGGCCGUUGAUAACGCCAAACCGCCCUUCGUUUGUUGUAUCUUCGUCGUCCGACCGUGGUUUGCGUCUCGUUAAUUCACGGUUCCGACCGCGACGCGUACGAUUUAACAACGGGGCCAUUCUAACGUAACGUUCGGUCUUGUCGGAAAUUGCUAGGACGCUCGCUCGAGAGACGAAUUAUUCCAGUAUUUAAUGUUAAGCCACUUUCGUUGAUUCGUGGACGACCGAUACUCAGAUAGACUUUGCGUUUGCCAAAUUAGCAAACUCGUGUACAAGAAAUUCAACUUCCCGCGGACGGGGAACUCCCUCUUCGGGCACCUUUGAAUGGACCUUGGAUCGAGUUUCUACCCUAAAUCGGAUAAAGGUAACAAUAGGGGAGGGAAGAGGACGUCGAUCGUUCGCAACGAGCACGAUAUAUUUCCCGAGAGGUCCUCGGUGUCCCUUUAAUAAUUUAUUCGAGGCAGCGUACGUUGCCAAAUAAUGAUUCGGCGGGAAUUGUUACAGUUCGGAGAGACUCGAUUGUUCUUGGGCGCGCGAAAGGACGCGAUAGAAGAUACUCUAACUAUGUAUAAUUAUAAGCUAGUAUAGUUCGGUUGCUCUCCAGCAUAUGGAUCACUUUAUUUAACGAUUCCUCGAGUGUAGUCAGGAGCUUUGAUAACGAGCGUAGGAAGAGUUUCGAGGUACCUUUUUCGAUUCGAUAUUUACUCUAUGAAAUUGAAGCUUGCGCGUCUUGACUACGUCGUAACUUUUCUCAGUGCAUUAUACAUACAUACAUACAUACAUACAUGCGUAUAUAUAUAUAUAUUUUUCUUUCUUCUACACGCCGGACGGUACGCCCUUCGGUUUUCCUAGUUCGCUUUUGUGAUAUAAAGGAAACUUAAGUGUGAAUAUACAUAUUUACGUCCUUGCGUUCGGUUGUACCAUUAAAUGCGAAAAUGGCGUCACGAGUACCAUACGUGAACUCGCGAACCGUUCGGAAUUUAUUCAAAGUCAGAUAUUUAAAGUCGAGUCGAUAUCUACGAUAAUAAGGAACGAGAAUUUUAGUGGUGGUAUCCCGUGUUUAUUCACUUUCAUUAGUAUUAAUCGAGCUAUUUAUUUUGUAGAGUUUUAAGCAACGGAAAUAGGCGAAAGCGAGGCGAUUACGCUGCGUUGGGGAGAUACCGACUUCUUUUUUGUGUACGGCCCGAUGGGCCAGUUGACGUUUUAGCAUUUUUGCGUGAUGGCUUCUUGCAGGAUGCACUUUGGGAGGCGAGUGCUUUCAAGACUGUUCUUAUCGAGCACCUGCGUAACUUUUUUUAAGGACAUCCAUUCGAUCGUUACACUUCGGACACCGAGCCUGAACUCCGAUCUUAAUUGUCGUACCGGUCAAGAAGCUGUCAGUGUUUCAGAGUAUACUUUCUAAAGGGUCCGCGUCUUAACUGUUUUUAUUGGUUUCUUUUAUUAACGCUAAAGUUUUGUCCGAGAUAGUAUCGAGGCUCGUUUUAUUUUUACAAAAAUUUGUCGUUCGCAGAGUCGAGAGCUAAGGUUUUGCGACCCUAUGAAAUUAUACCCUUGUAUAUCGUUUAUCGAUCCUUCCAUUAAUAUCUUGUAAAUAUACAUUGAGAUAAGUUCUA